Melospiza georgiana is the source of this 2844-nucleotide messenger RNA. It is a transcript of the gene CSRNP1, whose product is annotated as cysteine and serine rich nuclear protein 1. Gene Ontology annotation, molecular function: DNA-binding transcription factor activity, RNA polymerase II-specific; sequence-specific DNA binding. Gene Ontology annotation, biological process: regulation of transcription by RNA polymerase II. The transcript has 5 exons. The record is from RefSeq and is a predicted model, not a curated record. NCBI's taxonomy places the organism in Eukaryota, Metazoa, Chordata, Aves, Passeriformes, Passerellidae. Gene Ontology annotation, cellular component: nucleus. Bases 368 to 2083 code for a protein of 571 amino acids.
GGUGUUUUGCCUGCUCAGCCUCUGACAGGAGCACAAACUCGCGGUGCUACGGACUGAUUCAUGCUCCCACUCCGCAGCACGACGUACUUUGGGUUUUGCUGUUGCAUAGUAGGCAGAGGCUAUUUUUAACCGGAGCAAGGUUAUGAAACCUUAGACCCAGCUGGGUGAAAAUAAUCUGGUCUGAACUGGAAAGCACGGCUUUGUGUGGCUGGGAACACGCGUGGGACUGUCCCCUGGAGGCUCCUGGUGGGAUGAUCCCGCUCCCCUCGGCUCCAGCCAGCCCCGAAAUCGGGAAGUGCUGUCAUCGGGAGGCUGUCACGGCGGCACGGGGGAAACCACUUAAUUAUAUGACAAAAACGGCGUCACCAUGAGCGGAGUAUUGAAAAGGAAGUAUGAAGAGCUGGGAGAUGACAGCACCUACUGCUCCUCCUCCUCCUGCUCCCCCCUGUCCUCCUCAGCAUCCUCAGGCUGGGACACUGAUGAGGAGAAUUCCCGUGGAGAGCCCAAGCCCAGCUCUGCCUUAAUGUCCAGCUUCACCCCCACGUCAAUCCUGAAGAAAUCCAAGCGACUAAAGAAGAACAAUGUGGAGUUUGACCGGGUCACUGUGUUUUACUUCCCACGCUGCCAGGGCUUCACGAGCGUGCCCAGCCGUGGGGGCUGUACCCUGGGCAUGGUCAGCAAGCACAGCUCCUCCCGCCAGUUCACGCUGGCAGAGUUUUCAAAGGAGCAGGAGAACGUCCGUCGGGGCAAGCUCGAAGAGAAAUUAAAAGAGGAGAAGUUGGAAGCGUUGAAAUGGAAACUGACCAUGAACGGCACCAAGGAGUCGGAGGAGGCCAACCAGCUCACCAUCGAGGACAUCUCCGACGACGACAUCGACGUCAGCAACGUGGACCUGGAGGAUGGCUUCUUCCUGCAGCCCUACCCCGCCAAGAAGAGGCGGGCGCUGCUGAAGGCCGUGGGCGUGAAGAAAAUCGACAAGGAGGAGAAGCGGGAGCUGCACAACAUCCGCCUGUCCCGGGAGGACUGCGGCUGCGACUGCCGCGAGGUCUGCGACCCCGAGACCUGCAGCUGCAGCUUGGCAGGCAUUAAAUGUCAGAUGGAUCACACCUCCUUCCCCUGCGGCUGCACCAAGGACGGCUGCGGCAACACCGAGGGCAGGAUCGAGUUCAACCAGGCCCGCGUGCAGACGCAUUUCAUCCACACCAUCAUGAAGCUGGAGCUGGAGAAGCAGCAGCAGCAGAGCAGCGAGAAGGUGGCGGAGGCUGAGCCCCCAUUCCGGGAGCGACUCCCUGCGCUGGGAUGCGCGGCAGGGAAGGGCUCGCUGGAGGAGCGCGCGGUGCCGCUGGCGCCUGCCUUCCAGUUCAGCCCCGACCUGGAGGCCCUGGGGGAGAACAGCUGCAGCAGUGACAUGACAGACUCCUCCAUCUCCUCCCACCCCAGCGAGGACCUGGAGGAGCCCUACGAGAGCCUCCCCUCCGACAAGUCCCAGUCGGACGUGGACGACGACGGCUUGGCGCGCAUCCUCCACUUCAAUGACUCGGACGCCGAGGAGGAGGGCAGGCGUGGCCAGGAUGACCUCGGCUGCUUCCAUCCCACCGACUUCUUCAUCGAGGACCACGGCAGCGAGGCCAAGCCCGUCCCUGGCCACUUGUCCCACCUGUCGGAGUGCCUGGAUGAGAAUGCCAACCAGGACAGCGGGGGUUUGCUGGAGGAUGCAGCCCACGGGAGGUGCGAUGGGCUGUCCUGCUGCGCCCCCUCCUCCACUGAGCCCUGCUCCAAGAGCUACGCCGACCUCAGCCUUUCCUCUGAUUCCUUGGAUUUCUUCCAGUCCUUCUCGGACUAUAACUUGGGACCCCUUUACAACUCCUUAAAGGAGUAUGAGAACCUGGAUAACUUCUCAGCGUUACAGUUUCAGUUGCCUAAUUUCCCUGGCUUCCCACAAGCCGGAGAUCAGGGCUCCUGUUUCUUGGAGUCCCUCAUUGGUUUGUCUGAAUCCGUCCCUGAAACCCCAGCCCCUUUCACAGACAAUCAACUUUUGGAGGAUGCCAUCAAGUCAUCACUGAUGGAGACAGUGAAGGUGUGAAACACUGAUGUGGCUCAGGCAAGGACUGAUGCCAAAAGGAAAACGAAGGAACAGUUGGACAGGCAAACUUUCACUGAAAGGAUGGUGUGCUACUCAAAUCUAAGGAGGAAAAAACAGCAACAGCAGAAGACUUUCUAAGCAAAUUAACUAUUUUUGGUCUUUAUACAACAUGGACGUUUUGACAUACUGCAGCUACAAUCAGUUCUCUUGCUGUUUGUGCAAAAAUUUCUAAACUUUCAUGACGGGGUGGGGAAGGGAGGGAGGGAGAAAGACUUUCACAUGAGAAUUUCCUUGUGUUUUGUACGAAAAGACCCGUUGAGAAAAACUCCUCGCUAACGUUGCCAGUCGUCCAUACAGCCCCUUCUAGAAACGUUUCAGUGUUGCAGGAACUUUUUAAGGCAACUUUUUGAUGCUGUAUUUAUUGUGAAAAUUUGUGGUUUGCGUAAGAGUUGGCCCAACACACUCUUACGUUUAAAUCUGAUGAGGUUUACAGAAGAGAUCCAUACACUAUAUACAUAAUCAUUCUUCAUCUAUUUAUUGCAAAUUCCAGAAUUUAACUAGCCACUGAAGCUUGAACUAGCAUGAAACCUUAUUUAAAUUGGUAAUACCUCAGAUGUAUUAUGUGUACAAUCAUAUUUUUUUGCAUAAUAUAUCUGUAUUUAUUUAUUUUCUACCUGUAGUACGUGAAUAGCACUGUGGUUUGUCGAUGACCUGGAAGGGCAAUAAGGUCUUCAAGAGGAAGAUGACCCUGGUUUUUCUGA